This is a messenger RNA of Pistacia vera, 4188 nucleotides long. Its product is annotated as translocase of chloroplast 159, chloroplastic-like. Bases 198 to 4031 code for a protein of 1277 amino acids. NCBI's taxonomy places the organism in Eukaryota, Viridiplantae, Streptophyta, Magnoliopsida, Sapindales, Anacardiaceae. Gene Ontology annotation, molecular function: GTPase activity; GTP binding. The transcript has a single exon. Gene Ontology annotation, cellular component: chloroplast outer membrane. The record is from RefSeq and is a predicted model, not a curated record. Gene Ontology annotation, biological process: protein targeting to chloroplast.
UCAGCCGCUGGGGCCGCAACCGAACCAAACACAAACAUAAGAGAAUAAAAUAAAAAAGGUAAAAGAAACAAUAGAUAAAACCCUAAGAUCCCUUCCCAUCAUUGCCUAAACCCAACUGUUUACCUUUCUAGGUUUGGCUUCUGUUGGUUUUGUGUUUCUCUUUUGGAAAGAACACAAAAAAACAACAACAAAAAUCCAUGGACUCAAGUCACUCAAAGCCUCAUUCCCCCCAUGCCUCUCUUUCCACAACACCAGAGGCCCUAGCAAACCAACAAAAGAGCACUCUUUUCAGCUCAUCAUCUACAGGUUCUUUCUUAAUCCGUGCUCCUCUUACUAUUGAUGAUGACGAUGAUGAUGACAAUGAUGAUGAUUUGGAGUCCAAUGGUUAUAAAAUAACUGUUACUGACAGUGGUGAUGGUAGUGGUGAAAGUAUUACUAGUAGUGAUAGUGAGGGGUUUGUGAGUGGUGAGGACUUUGAGACUGCCUCAGAGAGACCUUUCGUGGGUGACCCAGACGGGGAAAAUUUUGAAGAAAGUGGUUUUGUCGAUAAAUACGUAUUAUCUAGGCCCUCUGUGGCUGACCCAGAUGAAGAAUUCUCUCAACAAUCCACAGUAGAUGAUGAAUAUGAUGACCAUGUAGUUGAUUUAGCUGUGGUGAAUAAUCCAAGGGUGAAGCCUUUUGCCCGUUUGACGAUGGAUGAUGAUGUUUUUGAUGAGCUGGUUGCUGGUGAUGAGAUAAUGUUGAGUGAAGAGCAAGAUGCUGUCUUUUCAUAUGUAGCUAAGGUUCCUGGUACUGAGAAUCUUGGGGGAGUUGAUAGUACACCUAGAAUUAAGUUAAUGGAUAUAGAAGACGGAGAAGAGGAGCCAUUAUCUGAGCCACUGUCUCCGGUGAUGUUCGUUGAUGCUUCAGAUUCGGGGAAAUUUAUUGCAGUUAAGGAUGUGGGUUUGAGUACGUAUGGCGAGGCAAGUUUGGUGGAUGAUUUUGUUGAUGAACCAGUGUCAGCUGAAUCGAUUGCAGAUAAGGGUAAUGGUGUUACACAGAAGACUCACUUUGAGUCCUUUCUGGAGGGUAAAGAAGAGGAUUUCGAGGUUGUUAAGAAUAGUGUUGAGCGAGGACCAGUACCUGAAGUUUCUGCACGGAAACUGAUUGCAUCAAGUGGUAGCGAUGGACAUGAGAAGAAAGAAUAUGGUGCUGGAAUAGGAAGGGGAAGUGCUUCUUUGGAUCAAGGUGGUGCAAUAGAAAACCUGGAAAGUAAAAGCGAGCCAGUAACUGAUAUGGGAGUACAUUUGUAUGAUCCAUUGGCAGUCAUCUCAGUCGAGUCCAAAGGUGGUUUUGUUGAGGGGAGGGAAGUUCAGGAUGUGGAUUAUGAAGUUUCAGAAUCAAAUUCAACUCUGCAGGAUGGUAAAUUGCCUGCAACUAAUGAGGAUGAUAAAUUGCAAGAUUCAGAGUUAAAUAGUUCCAGUUCCUUUGAAUUUGUAAAACAAAGCUCCUUUUCAGACCAUGAAGUAAAACCUGAAGCAGAAGAUGAUGUUCAUACACGAGGAAGGGAAAAGAGUUUACUUUCCGAUCAAGAAGUUGAAGAAUUAAUUUUCGGCAGUUCGGCAGGGGAUUUUCAAGACCAGUCACGGAGAGUUGAUGGACAGAUCAUCUUGGACUCGGAUGAUGAAGUUGACGCUGAUAGGAAUGGUGAAGCAAAUGAAUUAUUUGAUUCUGCUGCAUUGGCUGCUCUUUUGAAAGCUGCAACUAGUGCUGAGUCAGAUGGUGGUGGCCUUACAGACAUCUCUGCUUCAAGAGUAUUCUCUCUUGAAAAUUCCUUUGGCUCAGGUUCCUUAGCUGCACCACCAAAUGUCGGUAAGGAUGGAUCAAAGGACAACCUCAGUGAUGAAGAAAAGAAGAGGAUUGAGAAGAUACAACUCUUGAGAGUGAAAUUCUUGAGACUCAUCUGGAGAGUGGGCUAUUCGCCAGAUGAUUCCCUUGUUGCACAAGUGUUAUACAAACUGGCUCUAGCUGUGGGGAGGCAUUCCAGUGAAGCAUUCAGCCUUGAAUCAGCCAAGAGGGUUGCUAUGCAAUUGGAAGCAGAAGGUAAAGAUGAUUUGGACUUCUCUUUGAACAUUUUGGUGCUUGGGAAAACUGGAGUGGGAAAGAGUGCAACCAUUAAUUCUAUUUUCGGCAAAGAGAAAGCCAGUGUUGAUGCAUUUGAACCUGGAACUACCUCUGUGAAUCUUAUUGCUGGAAUGAUAGAUGGAGUUAAGAUUAGAAUCCUUGACACACCGGGCCUCAGAUCUCCUAUGACGGAACAAACUAUCAACAAGAAAAUAUUAGCGUCUAUAAAGAAGUUUACGAAGAAGUUCCCUCCAGAUGUUGUCCUCUAUGUUGAUCGAUUAGACAGCCAUAUUAGAGAUGCUAAUAAUUUUCCAUUGUUACGGUUAAUUACUAGCUCUCUUGGUUCGUCAAUAUGGCAAAAUGCUAUUGUGUGUUUGACUCAUGCUGCUUCUGAUCCCCCAGAAGGGCCAUCUGGGUCUCCCCUUAGCUAUGAGGUGUUUGUUGCUCAACAAUCCCGUGCUAUCCAGCGAGAUAUCAGCCGGGCAGUUGGUAAUCUGCGUCUGAUGAACCCAGGCAUGAUGCAUCCAGUGUCUCUUGUUGAGAACCAUCCGUCCUUUCGAAAGAAUAGAUUUGAUAAAAGUGUGCUCCCAAAUGAAGAGAGUUGGAAACCACAAUUGUUACUAGUUGGCUUCUCAUUAAAGAUCUUAUCUGAAGCAACUACUGUGUCAAGACAUCAAGAUCCCUUUGAUCAUAAGAAGCUUUUUGUCUUCCGUCGUCCUGCACCUCUAUCCUACUUGUUGUCGUCACUGUUGCAGUUUCGCUCUCAUCCAAAACUCUCCACUGAUCAGGGUGGUGAUGAAGUUGACUCAGAUUUUGAAUUGGGUGAUUUAUCAGAUUAUGAACUAGAAGACAACGAUGAAUACUCCCAGCUUCCACCUUUCAAGCCUCUGAGGAAAUCUCAGGUUGCUAAGCUGAGCAAGGAGCAAAGGAAAGCCUACUUUGAGGAGUAUGAUUAUCGGGUCAAGCUCCUUCAGGAGAAACAGUGGAAAGAGGAGCUCAAAAGAUUGAGGGAGAUCAAGAAAAAAGGUAUCAGUAAGGACUAUGAUUUCAACAGUGAAGAUGGGGAAAAUGAAGAUGAAAGUCCUGUAGCAGUACCUGUUAUUUUACCUGACCUUGCUCUACCACCUACUUUUGAUGGUGACAAUCCUACUUACAGAUACCGAUUUUUGGAGCCUACAUCUCAGCUUCUUGUGAGACCAGUUCUUGACUCGCACAGUUGGGACCAUGAUUCUGGGUAUGAUGGUGUCACCUUUGAAAGAAGUCUUGCUAUUGCCAGCCGGUUUCCUGGUGCAUUCAGUCUUCAAUUAACAAAGGAUAAAAAGGACUUCGUUGUCCAGUUAGAAUCCUCAGUUUCAGCAAAGCAUGGGGACAACGGAUCAACCAUGGUAGGAUUUGACAUACAGACUUUUAGAAAGCAUCAGGCUGCUUACGCCCUGAGAGGCGAAACCAAAUUCAGAACCUUCAAAAUAAACAAAACAUCUGCUGGAUUAUCAGUUACUUUAUUCGGUGAGAAUCUGGUAACUGGACUGAAAAUUGAGGAUCGGAUUGCUGUUGGAAGGGACUUAGUUUUGGUAGGAAACGCAGGAGCUAUACGAUGUCAAGAUGAUACAGCGUAUGGAGCCAACCUGGAAUUGCGCCUUAAGGAUAAAGAAUAUCCUGUAGGGCAGGACCAUUCCAGUUUAAGUCUGUCGCUUAUGAAUUCGAGAGGUGACUUAACUAUGGUGGCCAACCUACAGUCUCAGUUCUCCAUCGGAUUCGGUUCCAAAAUGGCAGUACGCGUGGGAUUGAAUGACCGGCGAAAUGGGCAAAUAACUGUAAAAUUAAGCAGCUCAGAGCAACCACAGAUGGGUCUCGUUAGUAUUCUUCCAUUAGCAGUAGCCCUCUUUCGGAAUAUUUUUCCAGGAUCUGGUGGGAAAAACUCAACAUAAUAGUUACUUAUUGCAGUCUUUUUUCACUGUUCAAAUUUUUUUCCAUCUGCAAAACGCCUAAAUUAUUCUAGUGGGUCUGUAUUAGCUGUAACAUUAAUGAGAUGAAACCUAUUUUGUAUAGUUAUUGUAUUUCAUGAUCUUUUUUUGGUGAAAGUGC